CAACCCAUGAUCGCAGACUCAACGCGCAUCCUCACGCCACUGACCUGGGCUCAGCUGCGUCCUGCAUGUGUGUGCAUGUGCGCGCGUGUGUUGAGCGGGAGCGUGAGCGGUCCCCACGAACCAGCAGCGGGAUGGAGGAUCUCAAGGAGAACCUGGGAACUUUGGAUUGACGCCCGGGGAUAACGCGCCUGGUCGGCCCGAACGUCGUCGGGUCUCUCGUGGAUUUAUAUAUUUGGAUGUUGUCUGUUUCCCCCUUCUCCCCUUUUCAUCCAGGCGGUGGGAAUUUACACUUGGCUUACAACUCGUAUUUCUGGCGUGCGCAAUGCCGUUCGCCAAGCGGAUCGCGGAGCCGCAGCUCCUGUGCAGGCACCAGAUCCCCAACGACGAGGGUCUGCUUUUCGAGGACCUGUGUGCCAUCAGUAACGUGGUUCUGUCCCGGACCCUGCGACAGCUGUCCGACCUGGCCCGCCACGCCUGCUCCUUAUUUCAGGAGCUGGAGAACGACAUCAUCAGCACCAACCAGCGGGUCUGGGUCCUCCAGAACAAAAUAGGCCAGAUACAGCAGACUGCCGGAGCCCUAGACCCUAAAAAGGAGGCAGUGCCCGUGUCAAACCUGGAUAUCGAGAGCAAGCUGUCGCUUCACUAUCAGGCUCCAUGGCACCAGCAGCACAACGUGUUUCAUCCUUGUACCCGACCGCCGUGUCUGGAGGAGCUGCACAGGAGCGCUCAGCUCAGCCUCAGAGCCCUGCACCGAGACGAACAACAGCACCACCGCUCCACGAGUCGGGAGAGAAGCAGGGUGACCAUCUCCAUCUCAGUGGCCCCCCCUAUGCCCACCUUCCCCUCGCCACACAGCAUCCGCCGGCAGCAGAGGAGUCGCCUGGCGCGAGCGCAAGAGAGAGCAGAGAGGGAGCGAGAGUUAGACUAUCAGCCCAGGAAGGAGAGAGCGGUGAGAGAAACAGAGAUUCAGACCGUACAGAGAAAAGAGAGGCCAGGGAGAGAGGCAGAUACAAAGACGAUCCAAAGAAAGACUGUCCCCACGGGGGAAGGUGAAAAUGGCGAAGUGGUAGGAGGCCACAGAGCCAAGGCCUCAGCUUCCAUUGCCCCCUCGACCCAGGACAAGCAGACUAACUGGUCCAAGGAAAACCUCCCCCCAUCAAAUCAGAAGUCAACCAGCGAUUCUAACUCCAUCUCCUCCUGCAUUAUCCCCAUCAACGUCACAGGAGUUGGGUUUGACAGGGAAGCAAGUGCUCGUUGCUCUCUAGUCCAUUCCCAGUCGGUUCUUCAGAGGAGAAGGAAGCUGAGGAGGAGGAAGACUAUCACAGGGAUACCCAAAAGAGUACAACAGGACAUGGAUUCAGAUGAAUCACCCGUAGCAAGAGAGCGCACAGUGAUUGUCCAUGCCAACCCACACCAGCUCUCUCUCUGUCAGGAAGACCUCUUAAUCAGUGGUCGUCUCCAUCACACUCGUGACUCUGGCUGCCAAACAGAUGAUUUCCUUAUAGCAUGUACAGCUGCUCCCUCUAGAAGGCGCAUCAGAGCCCAACGUGGCCAUCAGGGGAUCCCCGCCUCCCUCUCCCAUUCAACGGGCAACAUUUCUUCCCUGGGUGACCAGUCAGAUUCCACGUACAAGAGUGCUGCAGCCCACUGCGGACGCUUGCGCUCUCGAAGCCUUCCUCGAGAAGGGGGACGUCUGAUGGACAGUGAUGAGGACGAUGAUGACAACUACGAUGAUGACGACGAAGACGAGGACAUGUCACCAUAUGAAGCAGAAGACUUUAUUCCACCUGGCCCAAGUCCGAGAAUGAAGAUGAUGAUGAUGAAGGAUGAAGAAGAGAGCACAGAUGACCAGGCAGCUCCCGAGCCACUGCAACUUGGAAGUCUAAAGAGGUUGCAGCGGUCUGGGGAGAGAGACAGAGGGUGUGGAGGAGGGAGCCCAGAGCACAGCUGGAUGGAGAGGGGCCGUUCUCGCUUACCCCGCAAGGCUGACAUGGGUAGUUGCGAGAUUUCGUCAAGUUCAGAUACUUUCAGCAGCCCCAUUCACUCUGUGUCCACAACAGGAGCCUUAGGCAGCCAUGUGGAUCACAAGGAGGACCACCAGUCGUCAAGCGGGAACUGGAGUGGUUCCAGCUCCACCUGCCCCUCGCAGACAUCUGAAACCAUCCCCCCGCCUUCUUCUCCACCACUUACAGGCUCAUCCCACUGCGACUCAGAGCUAUCGCUUAACACUGUGCCCAACGCCAUUGAUGAAGGAUUCUCCCUGGAUACCUCAUACCACUCAGACCUCAGACCCCAGGGCCAGGGCCACAGGUCAAGCUCGUUCACAUCGUCAGCCACAGACCAACUGGAUGAUGCUGGGGUUAGCACAGCCAGUGAAGGGGAGUGGACAUACCCUCCAGACCAAGACCAGAUGGAUCCGGACCAAGACCCUGACCAAGCCCAGAAUAUGAGCCGGAGACAUGGGUUAGUGCAAGAGUACAGCUCCAAACAAGGCCUACAAGACCAAACCUGUUUUAGUGACAAAACCAGCAACACCGAAAAAGAGUCUGUCUCUCACUACCCAUCUGAUACAGAGGGUUUCUACUCCUCUUCUCUGCAUUAUGGGGAGUGUAGUCAGAGUUACAGAGGAUACAUGUAUAACUAUGCAGACCCAGGGCCGGACUGUGGCCAAUCAAACACUGUGGCAGCACCACAAUUCAAUGGAGUUUAUCCCCAGCCAUUAACUGUCUUCAGAGCUGGUACUAUGACUCUGGGGAGGACAUGUCGUCCACUGAGAAAACAAAAAGUCAAACCUCCCCCACCUAAACGGACCUCCUCGCUGAAGGAUGCCUGCAGCGGUAUUGAUGUUGGAACGGACACACACGCAGAUCUGGAUCGACCAAAGAUGGUUAGUGAACAAGACCGUUCCUUGUCUUCCACAGAUAUGAAGCUGGAACUAGAGCUUGAACUUGGAGGUGCCCCAGAACCAUUACAGACAUCUUGUCUAGUGGCAGAGCCGAUAGGAACGUGGGGAAGGGGACUGGGUGAAACUGUGGACAUAGUAGAGCCCAUGUCCUUCAGCUCUGCGGAUACACACUCAUUUAAGGAUGAAGGUGCUGUGCAAUCUGACUAUGCAGACCUGUGGCUUCACAACACUGAGCUAAAGUCCAACAAUGGUGAGUACACAACCAUGUCCAACUCAAGCACAGCCACAGGCACUACUGUCAUGGAGUGUAUCAAGUCACCAGACAGCUCGUCCUCUUCCACAGAAGCCCAAACCCAGGCAAAUGCUCAGGCUGCAGAGACCAGGGCAACUAGUCCCCCCCUUCCACCUGGAGACUUCAAACUUGGGUCACCUGAGAAGCUGGCCGGCCUGGCCUCCCCAUCAAGUGGCUACUCCAGCCAAUCAGAGACUCCAACGUCAACUUUGCCCUCAUCGUCGGCAGCCUUCUUCCCAGGACCAGUGUCUCCCUCAACUGGCAAGAGAAAGCCCAAAGUGCCCGAGAGGAAGUCGUCUCUCUCUUCCCUUCAGCACUUCCCCAGGGAUGUACCUUGUAUUUCGUCUGGCUAUAAGAGAGACCCAGACUUCCCACCUCCACCUUCUCAACUUGAUCUCAAUGUUCUUCAUGGUGGUUAUGUCCGACACACGUUAUCCCACCGAACGCACCACAUGCACACGCUCCACCACAGCAAACACAGAGUUGGAAAUGUUAUAGCUACUGGAACCAAGCUGUCGGUCCCUGAGUCAUCAAAUACCCACCCACCGCCAAGUACACACUCUGCCCUGACAAUUCCCAGCCCCAAUCUAUUGGUAAUAACUCCAUCUGCUCUUCGUUCAGUGCAGCUCCAUCCUAUUAGCAAAUCAAGAAAUAGUGCUACCAAGGCAGAGCAUGAAACUGCAAGUGGAACAGAGACCACAACAAGACCCAAAUGUCCUCCUAGUGGUGCCACGUUGGCUCCGCCACCGAUCAACACAAGGCCUCUUCCUCCGCGCAGACCACCACCCAGACCCCCAGCACAUGACCACAUGGCCUCCCCUGAACACUCGCAACCACCUCCGCCUGGCCGCCAUCCUGAUGGGCCUCCAUCCUAUGAAAGCCUCCUACUCAGAAAGGACCGCUAUGGACCUGGAACCUUCUGGGCUAUGACGGCCUUCAGAACACGGAUGGAUCCAUCAUCAGAAAUCUCUGAGGACGUCUCACCCCUGCAUCGGCCAGUGCCACGUGCUCCCCAUCCUUCGCCUGUGGAUCUACACACACAUAUCCACUCGCACACAGAAUUCAGAGGGCUCACGCACUCAUCUCAUGCACACCCUGAGUUUAGGGUUUUGGGGGAGCGUUCGUUCUCCCAGGACGAUGACGAUGAUGAUGAAGACGAUGAGGAGGAAGAGGACGAGCAGGUGAAAGAGUCCACAAGGGCUGCAUGUUCCAGAGGAGGCUUACGGUCCAACCAUCCUCCGCCCCCAGCGUAUGAAUAUGCUGGAAUAUCCCACUCAGACUCAGGGCCCUGGGCUAGUCCAGUCAAAGUGCCUGGUACUAAAAUAAGGACAUCGCAUCCUUACCUAAUCAGCGAUGCACGGAGAGGAGGAUAUAACGAACAGGAAGAGGAGGAAGUGACAUCAGGUGCUACCAGAAGUGCCCAUCAGCAGCAGCCACAAGAGAGCAAAGAUGAUUCCACCACUCCUGAUACUGAAGAUUACUUCAGUAAAGGAAUGUCUUGUACUACAGAUUCCACUCCCAGUGAUAAUUCACUCUCCCCUCUGAUGGAUGACACCAAAGUGGACGAUGACAUCAUAAUCACAUCACCCAACAAGACCCGUACAACAGAAGACCUGUUUGCCAUGAUACACAGAUCAAAAAGAAAGGUCCUGGGCCGUAAAGAUUCAGGGGACUUAAACGCAAAGUCUCGUCUCUGCGCCGCAGUACCAGUGACUCCUGUGUCCGCCGUCAUUAUCCCACCAGCCCCCCCUCUCAACAUCCCAGCCCCCAUAGUCCCUGCUGCCGCGACACAGCGAGCUCCUGUGCCAAUCUACCGCAGCGCCAAGAAAUCCAGCACGUCUAACGAGGAGUUUAAACUCCUGUUGCUGAAGAAAGGUAGCAGGUCCGAUUCCAGCUACCGCAUGUCAGCCACAGAGAUUCUGAAGAGCCCCAUUGCCCCUAAAACCCCUGGGGAUCCCCUUCAGGAGGGGGCCAUUAGACAGGCUGAGGAGAUACCAUUUACACUCCAAGAGCCACCGAUUUCUGGCUUUGACCCAAUCCAGAUACCGGGCCUUUUUCCCAGAGCCAACUCGGAGAGUUUCAGCGCCAAAACCAUGCCUAUGUCUGCUGCAUCUCGACAGGGACGUUCUCGGAUCCCCCCUGUAGCUAACAGCAGUCGCUAUAGUACAAGGAGCCGCCUCUACACGGCCCCCAUGCAAGCCAUUUCUGAAGGGGAGACAGAGAACUCGGAUGGGAGCCCCCAUGAUGACAGAUCAUCCUAAAACCACCUGAUGAGAGAUGUCUUCUAUUCUCAGCUGAGUCCUCUCUUGGAUUGGCAUGUCAUCAUGGCCAAUAGUGUAAUUCUUCUGACACACAAAAUCUGACUGUUAUUAAAAUGCACCCGGUUUUGGAUCUAGUGUUGUAUUUAAGGCUGUCGAACAUUGUUACAGAGGAUAUACUUUAAUACUGUCGUGUCGAAUGAGUAUCUCCCACAUAGUUAAAAGAGACGGACUUAAGACCUAUUUUGAUUGAACUGUUUAAAAAAAUGUAGGAAAAAAAGAUGUCCCAAAUAUUUGGUAAAUUAUAAGAAAAUCAAUUUUGUUGAGUAUGGACAACGUGUGUGUGCAUGAACGAGCACAUGCAGCAUCCACUGAUGAUUUCUAAUUCUUGUGUUUUGACCGGCGUGGGUGUGAGUGUGUUACCGCAGAACUGCUUUCUUUUUUAAAUGAAAAAUUAUUGUGAAAUUUAAUAUUAUUGUGGUGCCGAAAUUAAUGGUCAGACUUUUCAGAGUCCAUCCUCAAUAUUCCUGCCAACCAGCAAGGUUUGUUUCCUUGUGGAAGUUACUAACAACAGAGCACCAACCCAUCUAUUAUAUUUCCAUCUGCAGACCUGGCAUAGAGUAUAUCAUACAGAGCCAAUCAUAUAUUUCUUCACAUUAAUUAUAUCCAAAAAGAUGACAUGAUGCAUGUAUUUUUGUAAAACUGCGCCUCAGAACAUGAUGAUAAAGUUUCACCAUGUUGCAUGACCCUAUAUGGAAACAUCCCCUCAAUCCUGGCUUCUGUCCACAUUUCUGCGUUUCCUUUGUAUUAUAAGCAUAAUUAAUCUUUCACUGUGAAAGGUUUUAGAGACAUUUGUAUUACAUUGCCAGUGAUCUAGAUUGAUUUGUCUUGGAUUUGAGUGUCUAACAAGAAGGAAAAAGGGCUUGCACCUAGAUGGGGCCUAUUGGUCAGCUAGAUACAGGCUCAUUUUGGACAAUCGCACAGUGGCCUUUCUGUACUAGUUGUGAGCAGGGCAUUUAUAAGUCCCUGCACAUGUACGUGGGCACACGCCAUGUUCCACCGUGAUUCAAUCACAUACUUAUCUAAACCCAACCUUGAAAUCAAGUAUGUUUAGACUGAUUAAAGCUUUUCCAGCUGCUGGCCAGUGUUGCUGUGCUGACUUGGCGGGGGAAGAGGUGCAUUUCAAAGCAGACACCAUUGAGUGCAGACGGUGAAAAUGCUUUAGAUGGUCCUCAAUCGGGUUUGACAAGAGGUUCAGUUGGACACUUCUCCAAGAACCAACCUCGCUUUUGCACUUCAUGACUCUUAAAGAAUAUUCCUUGAAAAGAAGAUAUAUCUUAUAAAUCAAAUUGCAUAUGUAUAUUUGUACUGGAUAUUAAAAAAAAGUCAUAUCUAUAUAAAAACAACAUGACGGAAUUUUAUAGGGAAUUAACCUGAGUGUAGCAUAGAAGAACAGGUCUCACUGACAACAUCAAACAUGACUCUCAACAUUGCACACUUUUCUCCUCUCCUUGUUGCCUCUCCUUCAUUUGCACUGACCCAGUAGCAUUAGACAGGCGAAAAAGCUCAACCAUAUCAUAUCACUAACUGUGAAAGAGAGGAAACAAGAGGAGGAAAGGACCUCAUACCGCCAACAUGUCAAAGCCAGCAAUGCAUCCGAUGCAAUGCUGCUGCCUUUUCCCUCCAACACCAGGGUUUGAUUAUAGAAAUCUUUCCCGUUCAUCCAAUAAAUGUAUCCCACUUAAAACAUCCAGCUGUGUGACGGAAGCAAACUGUCAUCUGAGGAAAGUUUCAACUCUCACCGGUUUAUCAAAGCAAACACAUAACGUCUUACAUUCAGAGGCCGUACUUCAGUAGAAACCAUUUACUGUAUUCUGUGAAUACCUCAGCAAGCAUAUUACUGUUUUAUUGUAAAUGCUACGGACAUAGAUAGAAAGAGAUGGAGAUAGAUGGAUAGAUAGAUAGAUAGAUAGAUCAAUAAAUAUAUAGUAUGGGUUGACUGCUAGAUAGAUAGAUAGAUAGAUAGAUAGAUAGAUAGAUAGAUAGAUAGAUAGAUAGAUAGAUAGAUAGAUAGAAAAAACCCACAACUGUUUGAUACUCAGCGAAACUGACUAGCAGAACUGACACUGUGUAAGAUGGAGAGGGUAAAAAGCUGUGAAACGAUUACUAGCAUUUUACAUCCUUCAUACCCGUACUGCUUAAGCGCACUCGUUCCUGUUCAUUGUUUUAUUUGUUGUGUUUUCUAUCGCAUGCAAUAAGUGAAGAAAAAAAAGAAGAAGAAAAGAAAAAGGACACCAUCAUAUCAUUAUUUUUAUCUGAGGGAUGUCUCCAUACCACAAGAAAAGAUUUUGUAUUUUCCGUUCAAAUGUUGAAGUUCAAUAGUGUGUUCUCUAGAUGUACAAACUGUCUGGCUAAUUCUGUUCUGUAUAGUCGUGAUCACAAACAGGGGUUUAUCUUGUACUGUAUAUCUACUCACUGGACAAUCAUAGGUAUAAGAGACUGUAAAGAAAAUAAUGAUACAGAAUCUGUCGGGAUGGAGAAUCUGAACACUUGGUGCUGGGUUCUAGUCUUGCUGGAGCUGAGGAAGUUGGGAGUGAGAGAAAUAUCUUCCAGGAGAAACUGCUGAUAUCAGUUAUAAGGUGCAUCUCAACAAACCGCUUUAGAAACAAGAUGUACAUGUUAAAAAAAAAUGGUAAUGGGGGAAAAAAACGAUCCAUUCAUAGCCCCAAAAACGUUUGAUCCAAUCAGGAAGUCAUAGCUGAAUUUUAGAUUCCCGCAAAACAUCCUAACCGAAUUGUUAUAAAUAAGGAAUGAGUAUGGUUGAUACUCAUAGCAGCAUUUUAUGCCAAAUGCAAUGUGGCUGUGAAAUGCUAAUCAAAAGUUUAAAAACUAAAGUAGCCGACUUGUUUAGCGUGAUUUUUCCAUACUGUACUCGGUACUGAUGCUAUAGAAGUAUUUUAACACUGUUUCCUAUAUUUGUAACAGCAGUGGAGAGAUAAUUUAUUGACACAAUUUGGCUAGAAAGACAAACUAAGAGGUUGCCACGCAGUCCCAUUAACAUUCAUUCACUGUCUCAAACCUCAGUCCUCAAUAGCUUGGGAACAAUACAAGAAUCCAUAAAUUGUAUAGAUUCUAAGUCCCAACUUGUUUUCAAAUGUCUACUUGCAAUUUUGCGCUGAAAGAGCAGUGUGACAGCAACCACUAGGUGUUUUUUCUCAGAAGUGUACAGUGUAGAAUAACACUAAAGCAGACUUCAAAAUAUGUGACAGAGAACUGAAAAAAUGACAUAGUGCAACUAUAUCUAUUUAAAAGAGGCUCCAUGUUUGAAACUAGCUAGGACUUAACAGAUUUGAAUCACUUUUGUAUUUUUGUAUAAACCUGUAAAUACGUUUUUAAAGAAAAAAAAUGUUUCCAAUUUUUUCUUUUGUAAAAUAAAUCAACAAAAUAAUAAAAAGUAAAAAGUUUUUUUUUUUUCAAAGUUUACAUCAUUAUUUCCAAGCCUUUGUAUAUUUUGGAGCUACAACAGCUUCAGUCUUGUAUUAAUUUAUUUUUUGGGGGUGGGGUUACAACAUGUGAAAAUUCCAUUCUUCUAUAUCUAAUUCAUUUUAACAGCUCAUCAGGCUGCUUAGUAACUGUGCAUAGAAAAAAAGCCAAUAAAUGUGAUUGCGUUGAAACAGAA
Gasterosteus aculeatus aculeatus (three-spined stickleback) is the source of this 9134-nucleotide messenger RNA. RefSeq names its product Nance-Horan syndrome b (congenital cataracts and dental anomalies) (gene nhsb). Lineage: Eukaryota; Metazoa; Chordata; Actinopteri; Perciformes; Gasterosteidae. Gene Ontology annotation, biological process: cell differentiation; lens development in camera-type eye. The record is from RefSeq and is a predicted model, not a curated record.